UUCCCGAUCGACUAUGUAUUCCAGAACGGCCUUGUACAAGAGGAAGUAUUCAGCAGCUAAAUCCAAGGUGGAAAAGAAGAAGAAGGUGAAGGUUCUUGCUGCUGUCACAAAACCAGUUGGUGGUGACAAGAAUGGUGGUACCCGAGUGGUUAAACUUCGCAAAAUGCCUAGGUAUCAUCCUACUGAAGACGUGCCUCAAAAGCCGUUGAGUCACCGCAAAAAACCCUUCAGUAAGCGUGUGAGAAAACCACGUGCUAGCAUCCCUCCUGGGACCAUUCUGAUUAUCCUCACUGGGCGCCACAGAGGCAAGAGGGUCUUUUUCCUGAAGCAGCUGAGCAGUGGCUUGCUAGUUGUGCCUGGGUCUCUGUCCCUCCGUCGAGCUCCUCUGCGGAGAACACACCAAAAAUUUGUCAUUGCCACUUCCACCAAAAUUGAUAUCAGCGGUGUGAAAAUCCCAGAACAUCUCCCUGACGCUUACUUCAAGAAGAAGCUGCGUAAGCCCAGGCACCAGGAAGGUGAGAUCUUCGACACACAGAGAGAGAAAUGUGAGAUUACAGAGCAGCGCAAGGUUGAUCAGAAAGCUGUGGACUCACAAAUUCUGUGAAGAAUCAAAGCUGUUCCUCAGCUCCAGGG
Messenger RNA from Mesoplodon densirostris (Blainville's beaked whale), 633 nucleotides. RefSeq names its product large ribosomal subunit protein eL6-like. The transcript has a single exon. The record is from RefSeq and is a predicted model, not a curated record. The coding region runs from base 14 to 604 and encodes 196 amino acids. Lineage: Eukaryota; Metazoa; Chordata; Mammalia; Artiodactyla; Ziphiidae. Gene Ontology annotation, cellular component: ribosome; cytosolic large ribosomal subunit. Gene Ontology annotation, molecular function: RNA binding; structural constituent of ribosome. Gene Ontology annotation, biological process: ribosomal large subunit assembly; cytoplasmic translation.